Molecule: messenger RNA, 1893 nt
Organism: Dichotomopilus funicola
Lineage: Eukaryota; Fungi; Ascomycota; Sordariomycetes; Sordariales; Chaetomiaceae
Exons: 4
Coding region: 1-1893 (630 amino acids)
Biological process (GO): epoxide metabolic process
Molecular function (GO): epoxide hydrolase activity
Source: RefSeq, a predicted model, not a curated record
AUGGCCGAGCGAGUCACAUCUCCGGUGGCCGACGAGGUUAAACCGUACAGGAUACAUAUUCCGACCAAACACCUCGACUUGACGCGCCAGAAGCUCGAGUUGACCCGUCUCCCUCAUGAACCAUCACACUUGGGCUCGGGCGCGUGGGCUCCCAAGCCGAUUAUCGAGCCGCUUAUUGAUCAUUGGUAUACUUGUUCUCUCUCUCACACACACUCUUCCUCACAUCCUCCUCCUUUGCCCGCCUGGAGGCUCGAAAACUACUCCUGGCGCGCAACCGAAGCCCAACUCAACACCAUCCCCCAGUUCCGCACCGCUCUCACCUUACCUAACCACCCAGCUCCCAUCCGCAUCCACUUCCUCCACGCCCGUGGCCGGCAACAACCGACCAACACCACUACACCCGCCCCUAUCCCGCUAUUAGUCAUCCCUCCGUUUCCCUUACCCGCUAUCUCCCUCGCCCCGCUGAUUCCGCUUUUCACCAAGACUGCUGUGUCCGCGUCUGAUUCUGCCUUGGAGGAGGAAGAAGAGGACGACGAGGACGAAGACGAAGCAGAGGAGACAGCGGAAGUUGAUGAAGAAGCAGGGGAAGACACCCAAACCUUCCACGUCGUCAUCCCCUCCUUCCCAGGAACCGCCUUCUCCGACUCCCUCCCAGCCAACCUCACCACCAGCACCUCCUCCAACAACCCAAUCCCCACAACAGCCACCUUAUUCAACUCCCUCAUGCACCGCCUCGGAUACACCCGCUACCUCGUCACCACCGUCGGCCCUUCCUCUCCUUCCUCUUCUUUUUCUUCUCCCGGUAGCGCGGCGAUCGACGAACGUGUUGCCCGUCGUCUAGCCUCGGCACAUGCUGACAGCUGUGUGGGUACACAUCUGAUUGCGCCGCGGUUGUGCGCGCCGAGGUGGAGGCUGGAGGGGAUUGUGGUGUGGGUGAGGUGGAGGAUUGCGAGGGUGACGAGGGGUGGGAAGGGUUCCGGCGGGUAUGAAAGGGGGGAUUUUGAGGCGUUGGAAAGGAGUAGGAAGCCAGACAUCGGCAACGGGGACCGGGAGGGGGGAUAUGGUCGGAUCCGUGAGGUUGUGGCUGAUCCGAAUACGUUGUCGUAUGCCCUCUGUGACUCGCCGGUGGGGAUGCUGGCUUUUGUGCUGAAGGGUUUGCGGGAUGCGGCUGGGACGGGAGGGGGUGUUGGGUUUACGAAGGAUGAGUUGGUUACCCUGGCAAGCGUGAUGUGGUUAUCUGGGCCGGAGGGUAUGCUACGCUUCUGGGCUGCGGCCGCUGAGGCGGCGAAUAGGGGGGAUCUGGAGGGCGAGGAGGGCAGCGGGACGAAACGGAUAGGGAAACCUAAGGUGGCGAUCACCGUGUUCACAGGGGGGAUAUCGAAGGACAAACAUGAACCUACCCAACCCACAGCACCAACGACGACGACAACAACACCCCUCUCCCUCUGGCCAACCCCCACAGACCUCACCCACCCUCCCACGCCCUACCACCCCCCAGCCUGGGCCACUCCGCACUACAACGUCGUACACACACAGCGCAUCCCCGGACCCAGCAGCGGACUGCUGGCAUUUGAACAGCCUGACGUGAUUCUCGUGGGUCUGAAGGGUUUAGCGAAGGGGCUGAAAUGGAACGAACAACAAACACAGCAUUCAACAAUAGUGGGAGCCGCCCCGUUGAUGGGGGGUGGUGGUGUCGUACCUUCGGGGCCGGUUGUGGGGAAAAAUGGGAGUGGUGGUGUUGUUACUGGUUCUCCCACGGGCGAGCUAGAACCCGUGGACGAUAAAGGCAAGGGGAAGGAGGACGAGCUGUUAGUACCCCCUCCGAAGGUGGGGAGUACGCAUGAUGAGAGUCCGGAUACGUUGGUUGCUACGCCGCCUUGGGAGAAGACUUGA